Molecule: messenger RNA, 5510 nt
Organism: Microcebus murinus (gray mouse lemur)
Lineage: Eukaryota; Metazoa; Chordata; Mammalia; Primates; Cheirogaleidae
Gene: ATAD2
Product: ATPase family AAA domain containing 2
Biological process (GO): nucleosome assembly; transcription initiation-coupled chromatin remodeling; nucleosome disassembly
Cellular component (GO): nucleus
Molecular function (GO): ATP hydrolysis activity; chromatin binding; histone binding
Source: RefSeq, a predicted model, not a curated record
GCUUGUGGCGCCAGAAUUCGGAGCGCGGAAGAGCCUGAGCGGCUGCCGCCCAGAGCCGGAGCCGUCUCCCGCCGCGGACGCCGAGACAGCCCUGGACGGAAGAUGGUGGUCCACCGCAGCAGCUUGGAGAUACACGGCCACUCCGCCACCUCGGCCUCGGACUCCUUGGACCUGUCCAGCGAGUUCCUCAGCCUGGAGCAGAUCGGCCGGAGGCGGCUCCGCUCGGCCGGCGCCGCGCAGAAACCCGCUGUCACCGCGGCGGGCGAUGGGUCUUCAGUUAAGGAAGUUGAAACCUACCACCGGACACGUGCUUUAAGGUCUUUGAGAAAAAAUGCACAGAAUUCUUCAGAUUCUAGUUUUGAUAAGAAUAUGGAAGUAAUGGAGAAUCAUGCUAAUGGCAGGCAUUUUACAAGGCAGUUGGCCAGACAGCAGGCUGAUAAAAAAAAAGAAGAGUGCAAAGAAGACAAAGUGAUUCCAGUUACUCGAUCAUUGAGGACUAGAAACAUUGUUCAAACUACAGGCCACUUACUUGAAGAGAAUGGUGAUGUUGAAGUGCGCCGCAGUUGUAGGAUUAGAAGUCGUUAUAAUACUGUGAACCAGUCUGUGUUAUUUGACAAACUUAUAACAAACACUGCUGAAGCUGUACUUCAAAAAAUGGAUGACAUGAAGAAAAUGCGUAGACAGCGAAUGAGAGAACUUGAAGACUUGGGAGUGUUUAAUGAAACAGAAGAAGGCAAUCUUAAUAUGUACACAAGAGGAAAACAAAAAGGUAUUCAAAGAACUGAUGAAGAAACAACUGAUAAUCAAGAAGGCAGUGUGGAAUCAUCUGAAGAAGGUGAAGACCAAGAAGAUGAAGAUGAUGGUGAAGAUGAAGAUGAUGGUGAAGAUGAAGAUGAUGAUGGUGAAGAUGAAGACGAUGAUGAAGAAGAUGAUGAUGAUGAUGACGACGAUGAAGACGACGAUGAUGAAGAUGGAGAAGAAGAUAAUCAGAAACGCUAUUAUCUCAGACAAAGAAAGGCUACUGUUUACUAUCAGGCUCCAUUGGAAAAACCUCGUCACCAGAGAAAACGCAACAUAUUUUAUAGUGGCCCAGCUUCUCCUGCAAGACCAAGAUACAGAUUAUCUUCUGCAGGACCAAGAAGUCCCUACUGUAAACGAAUGAACAGACGAAGGCAUGCAAUCCACAGUAGUGACUCUACUUCAUCUUCCUCUUCUGAAGACGAACAACACUUUGAGAGGCGGAGAAAAAGGAGCCGUAAUAGAGCUAUCAAUAGGUGCCUUCCACUAAAUUUUCGGAAAGAUGAAUUAAAAGGCAUUUAUAAAGAUAGAAUGAAAAUCGGAGCAAGCCUUGCCGAUGUUGAUCCAAUGCAACUAGAUUCUUCAGUACGAUUUGAUAGUGUUGGUGGCCUGUCGAAUCAUAUUGCAGCUCUAAAAGAAAUGGUGGUGUUUCCAUUACUUUAUCCAGAAGUGUUCGAAAAAUUCAAAAUUCAACCCCCAAGAGGUUGUUUGUUUUAUGGUCCACCUGGAACUGGAAAAACUCUGGUUGCUAGAGCACUUGCCAAUGAGUGCAGUCAAGGAGAUAAAAGAGUAGCAUUUUUCAUGAGGAAAGGUGCUGAUUGUCUGAGUAAAUGGGUAGGGGAAUCUGAAAGACAGCUACGAUUGCUAUUUGAUCAGGCCUAUCAGAUGCGCCCAUCAAUUAUUUUCUUUGAUGAAAUCGAUGGUCUGGCUCCAGUACGUUCAAGUAGGCAAGAUCAAAUUCACAGUUCUAUUGUUUCCACCCUGCUGGCUCUUAUGGAUGGAUUGGACAGCAGAGGGGAAAUUGUCGUAAUUGGUGCUACCAACAGACUAGAUUCUAUAGACCCUGCUUUACGAAGGCCUGGUCGAUUUGACAGAGAAUUCCUUUUUAGCCUACCUGAUAAAGAUGCUCGAAAAGAGAUUCUAAAGAUUCACACAAGGGAUUGGGAUCCCAAACCGCUGGACAUAUUCUUAGAAGAACUAGCAGAAAACUGUGUUGGAUACUGUGGAGCAGAUAUUAAGUCAAUAUGUGCUGAAGCUGCUUUAUGUGCUCUACGUCGACGCUACCCACAGAUCUAUACCACUAGUGAGAAACUACAGUUGGAUCUCUCUUCGGUUAAUAUCUCAGCUAAGGAUUUUGAGGUGGCUAUGCAAAAGAUGAUACCAGCCUCCCAAAGAGCUGUGACAUCACCUGGGCAGGCACUGUCCACCAUUGUGAAACCACUUCUGCAAACCACUGUUCACAAGAUCUUAGAAGCUCUGCAAAGAGUAUUUCCACAUGCAGAAAUCAGAACAAAUAAAACACUGGACUCAGAUAUUUCUUGUCCUCUGCUAGAAAGUGACUUGGCAUACAGUGAUGAUGAUGUUCCAUCAGUAUAUGAAAACGGACUUUCUCAGAAAUCUCUUAAGACAAAAGAAAAUUUUAAUUUUCUUCAUUUAAAUAGAAAUGCUUGUUACCAACCUAUGUCUUUUCGACCAAGAAUAUUGAUAGUGGGAGAACCAGGAUUUGGGCAGGGUUCUCACUUGGCACCAGCUGUCAUUCAUGCUUUGGAAAAAUUUACUGUGUAUACAUUAGACAUUCCUGUUCUUUUUGGAGUUAGUGCUACGUCCCCUGAAGAAACAUGUGCCCAGAUGAUUCGUGAAGCUAAGAGAACAGCACCAAGCAUAGUGUAUGUUCCUCAUAUUCACUUGUGGUGGGAAAUAGUUGGACCAACACUCAAAGCCACAUUUACCACAUUAUUACAGAAUAUUCCAUCAUUUGCUCCAGUUUUACUACUUGCAACUUCUGACAAACCCCAUUCUGCUUUGCCAGAAGAGGUGCAAGAAUUGUUUAUCCGUGAUUAUGGAGAAAUUUUUAAUGUCCAGUUACCAGGUGAAGAAGAACGGACAAAAUUUUUUGAAGAUUUAAUUCUAAAACAAGCUGCUAAGCCUCCUAUAUCAAAAAAGAAAGCAGUUUUGCAGGCCUUGGAGGUACUCCCAGUAGCACCACCACCUGAGCCAAGGCCAUUGACAGCAGAAGAAGUAAAACGACUAGAAGAACAAGAAGAAGAUACAUUUAGAGAACUGAGGAUUUUCUUAAGAAAUGUUACACACAGACUUGCUAUUGACAAACGAUUCCGAGUAUUUACUAAGCCUGUUGACCCUGAUGAGGUUCCUGAUUAUGUCACUGUAAUAAAGCAACCAAUGGACCUUUCAUCUGUAAUCAGUAAAAUUGAUCUACACAAGUAUCUGACUGUGAAAGACUAUUUGAGAGAUAUUGAUCUAAUCUGUAGUAAUGCUUUGGAAUACAAUCCCGAUAGAGAUCCUGGAGAUCGUCUUAUUAGGCAUAGAGCCUGUGCUUUAAGAGAUACUGCCUAUGCCAUAAUUAAAGAAGAACUUGAUGAAGACUUUGAACAGCUCUGUGAAGAAAUCCAGGAUUCUAGAAAGAAAAGAGGUUGCAGCUCUUCCAAAUAUGCGCCAUCUUACUACCAUGUGAUGCCAAAGCAAAAUUCCACUCUUGCUGGUGAUAAAAAAUCAGAUGCAGAGCAGACUGAAAAGCUAAAGACACCCAAUACUCCCAUGGCUUACAGCACUCCUGCUCAGUUGAAGAGAAAAAUUAGCAAAAAGUCGAAGCGGUAUGUAGGCACUAUAACAAAGCGACGGAAGAUUUCACAGGCAAAGGAUGAUUGCCAAAAUGCUGAUGACAAAAUUGAGAGUGAUACAGAGGAAACUCAAGAUACAAGUGUAGACCAUAAUGAAAAUGGAAACACAGGAGAGUCUUCAAUGGAAGAAAAUGAGAAGCAGCAAAAUGCCUCUGAAAGCAAUCUAGAAUUGGGAAACAAUAAUUCAAGUGCUUAUAAUAUUGAGAAUGAACAUAAAGAAUCUAGGAAGACUACAACAUGUACAGAAUUGAGGAAAGAUAAGAUUGCUUGCAAUGGAGAUCCAUCUAGCUCUCAGAUAAUAGAUAUUUCUGAUGAAAAUGAAGCAAAAGAAAUGGGUGUUCUGCGAAUGACUCGAGCUAGGCGUUCCCAAGUAGAACAGCAGCAGCUCAUCAGUGUUGAAAAGGCUUUGGCAAUUCUUUCUCAACCUACACCCUCACUUGUUGUGGACCAUGAGCGAUUAAAAACUCUUUUGAAGACUGUUGUUAAGAAAAGUCAAGAAUAUAAUAUAUUUCAACUGGAAAAUUUAUAUGCGGUAAUCAGCCAGUGUAUUUAUCAGCAUCGCAAUGACUAUGAUAAAACAACACUUAUUCAGAAAAUGGAGCAAGAGGUAGAAAACUUCAUUUGUUCCAGAUCAUGAUGUCAUGGUACCAAGUAUUCUUUAUAUUCAGUUCCUAUUUAAUUCAUUUUUGUCAUGUCCACAUAACUGACGCAGUAUGAAAUCCUGCAUCUUUAAGGAAAAGACUAAAAUAAAAGUAUUUAAACUUUCCUGAUAUUUAUGUACGUAUAUAAGAUAAAUUACAUGUGUAAGAUAACUGAUACAUUGUUGGAAGUUUGCUUGAAUAAGGCACUAGUAGUUGAAGUUUGGCCAACUCUUAAUAAAGUUAUUUUGAUAACUCCUGUUUUAUGGCACUUAAGAGCAAUUAGUAACAUUAAAAUUUUUGUAUUAAGCACUUUUCAUUUUAUCCUUCCUAAAAAUAGUUUAUCAGGAUAGAAACUUAUUUAACUAUUGUCUUUGCCAUCUUUUUUGUCAUCUUUGUUUUAUUGAAUGCCCUUUCAUGUGCCUUUAGCGUCCCUUGUCCAUUCACUUAAAAGCUUAUAUAAGUCAUUUGAAGGAGUGCCCUUGAACAACUUUUGGCUGUACCACAAUUCUGUACUUGAAUAUCAAAACUAGUGUUUUUAGAUAAACAUUUUUAUAAUUCUAAUUUGAGUUAAUAAAGAUUUUAAAUAUUUUUUUGUUUACCUUAAUAAUAACUACCUUGUUAAACAUCUUUUUAAUAGUAAAAAAUUUUUAUAUUUGAAGACUUUAUAUCUUUCUAAAAUUGUGUUUAGGUUAUAUUCUAUAGAUACUGUUUAUAUGCAAUUAUAUAAAUAUUAUAAAUUUUAUAUUAAUGAUACCAAAAAUAGAUUUCUUUCUUAAACCCAAAACCAUUCACCUCCAUGCAUAUUCUUUUUUUGGGGGGUGUCAUUCUAAUAUUAGUUUAUAAAAUAAUGUCUCUUGGAAGGCUUUCAAAGGGCAUAGUGAAUGAUAAUCUAAAAUAAGAUUCUAAGAUUCUGGAUUCUAAUGCAGUUCAGAGUUGAGCUGCCUUUUGUUAUUGAUUUAUCUGGAUAUUAUAUUUAAGGCCUUAUAAAACCCAGUAAACCAGAUAACUUAAUUAAUAAAUACUGUCUUAUGUAAUGCAUAAAGCAAUGCCAGUCAACUGAGAACAUUUAAAUUUGUGUAUAUUCGUGUAGAUAUACAUUUACAUGCUCAUUUUUGUUAAAUUUUAUUAUAACUUAUUCUUCCCGAUGCAUCUUUUAUAACUAGGAUUUCACUUGUGUGUAUAGCUUGUAUAAUAAAUUUUGAAGGUGAAAACU